AUGACUGAAGCGAAGGUGACUGAAGGAAGAACUGAAGGGGGGGUGACUGAAGCGGAGGGUAUAGAGAGGGAACAGGGUUUGGAGUCAGGAGGGGCAGGGGAGGGCGAGAAAUCAACGAGAGAGAAAAAUAGGGGCCAAGAAGGUGUUGGGGAAGCAGAUGGGGCGGAAGAAGUGGAUGUGGGGGGAGAGGGGUUUGUCGAUGGGGAGGCGGAAGGGAAGUUUGACAAGGAGAGGGGAGGAGGUAAGGAGAUGGGGGGAGAUGAGGACAGGAAAGGGAAUGGGGACAUGAAAGGUGAGGAGAAGGAUGGGAAGAAGGGUGAGGGGAGGGAUGAAGGGAAGGGUGAGGGAAAGGGUGAAGGUUGCAGUGACACUGGCGAGCAGGGUGAUAACAAGGGUCCGAAGGACGCCGUAGACGUGACUUUGGCGAAUGGAUCAGCCGAGGAUGGAAAGGAGAGAGGGGUGAAGGGUGAAGGGGAGAAAGGGAGUUGUGAUACGGCCAAGGGUACGGAGGGGGAAGGAGCAGGAAGGCAGGUGGAACCUCUGGAGAAGGGGGGUGUGGGAGAAGAGAAGCAGGAGCAGGGGGGAGGGAAGUUGGAGGAGGAUGAGGAGGGAGGGAGAAAAGGGGAGGAGGAGAGAGGAAGGGGGGGGAAUCUUACUGCUACAGAAGCUGCUGCUGCUACAGACAUGAACACUGCAGACGGCUCUGCUGACCGUGGCCCUCCUGGUGCACUCCCAUUGCCAGCAGAGCAGGGACAGCAGGGGAUGGAGGCACAGCCGCCCGUGGCAGCGGAGCAGCAGCUGAUGGACCUCCGCCUGCUGGCGCUGCAGAACGCUGUGCUGCCCGCGCAUGGGGAGGGGGAGGGCGCUGAGGAGGAGACGACUCAGAAUGCAGCACUGCCAACCGGACCAGAGGCACCAGCGGAGGAGCAGCAGGUGCUGCAGGAACAGCGGCAUGAGGGGAUGGAGACAGAGCUCCCAGCAGCAGCAGAGCAGCAGCAGCAGCACGAGGUGAUGGACAUGCGUCUCUUAGCGAUGCAGAACGUGGUGCUGGUGCAGGCAGCGAACGAGGAGGAGGAGAUCGACGUGCUAGAGGUGGACGAGGAGGAGGAGGAGCAGCUCAAGAAGCAGAUGGGCGUGGGGGAGGGCGGCCCUGUUGAGUACAUGGUGCUGGGGGGAGCGGGAGAAGGCCCGGAAGGGGGAGUUGGGGGGGUGAUUGGGGGAGGAGGUGAAGCGGGGGUGAUGGGGGAUGGGGUUGUGGGAGAGGGGCAGGAUGGUGCUACUGCUGGAGUUGCUGCUGGGGUUGCAGGUGGGUUGGUGUCGGAACACCCGCCUGAUGCUGCUGCAGGUGGAAUCUCAGGUGCGGUGAUGGGCGGUGUCGCAGGUGUGGAGUCAGGUGGGGUGGCACUUCCGGUGGUUCCAGGUGGUGGUGGUGAAAGUGUUGCGGAUGUAGCUGGAUCAGCAGGUGUGGGAUUAGCAGCUCUCCAUCCAUCCAGAGCAUCACCCGGCGCAACGCAAGUGCCACCACACGAUGUGACUUUUGAGUCGACUCAAAAGUCACCUCAGAGCAUCACUCGGCGCAAGUGCCACCACACCAUCCGCCCUCUGGUUCCUUGUUUUUCAGUAUCCUCCACUCUCCCACCCUUCCCCACUCUUCCAACCUACACCCCUUCCCCCCUCCCUACCCCAGCUCUACAGGGAGUCACUCGCCGCACGCGCCAUCGCACCACACGCCCCGCCUCCCGCCUGCCCUUCAUGGCCCUGGAUGGCCAAUCCGCCGUGCUCUCCCCCCACCACGCCGCCCUGUGCACCCAACCCCAAUCCCAAGCCCAAACCACGAGCCAGAGCCACGAGCAGCAGCAGCAGCAGCAGCAGCAGCAGCAGCUGCGGCAACAGCAUGCAUCGUCACCCGGUUCCUCUCCUGCCGCUGCUGCUGCUGUGCCUACCGCUCUUCCGCCGGUGGCAUCUCCUGCUGGUGUGACAGACAGCAAGGAGGGCGUGCUUGGCAGAGGAAGGCGAGGUACAGCUGUAUGCCCUGGGGAGGGAGGUAUGACUGAGGGAGGCUCGGUACCCGAAGCACCACUGGAAGCUUCGCCUCACAACGGGCCCACCUUAGGACCAGGCGAGGGCUCUGGAGCAGCGGAGGCAGGGGAAGGCGCGGGGGCGGGGGGAGCAGGGGGGGCCGGGGAGGCAGGGGCGGCAGGGGGAGCAGGGGAGGGUGGUGCGCCGGCCCCUGCUUCUGCGCCUGUGCUGCAGGCAUACCACCGGCGACGACAGGAGCAACCACUGAGUGAGUGCGAGGGGCAACAGAGGCACAGAGAGAGCAUAGUCCGCUUUUCCAUAGAGGGCCUGUCAAUGCCAGAGCUCUCAGUCUGCCUACCUGGGCUCUCAACCAAUGCUCUCUGUCCGCCGUCCCUCCUCCCUCCCCCCACCCCCCACACCCCCCAUCUGCAGUCCGCUUUUCCAUAA
Messenger RNA from Closterium sp. NIES-65, 2466 nucleotides. The record is from the annotation of a GenBank genome assembly. Lineage: Eukaryota; Viridiplantae; Streptophyta; Zygnematophyceae; Desmidiales; Closteriaceae.